Messenger RNA from Cyclopterus lumpus (lumpfish), 2527 nucleotides. RefSeq names its product DNA methyltransferase 1 associated protein 1 (gene dmap1). The coding region runs from base 374 to 1828 and encodes 484 amino acids. Gene Ontology annotation, cellular component: nucleus; Swr1 complex; NuA4 histone acetyltransferase complex. The record is from RefSeq and is a predicted model, not a curated record. The transcript has 10 exons. NCBI's taxonomy places the organism in Eukaryota, Metazoa, Chordata, Actinopteri, Perciformes, Cyclopteridae. Gene Ontology annotation, molecular function: transcription corepressor activity. Gene Ontology annotation, biological process: chromatin remodeling; negative regulation of transcription by RNA polymerase II; DNA repair.
AGUUAUAAAGUAGCCCAGUAUCGUCACAGCGACAUCAGCGGGGACGGAAGUAAUGUUGGUUUAGUUGCUAGCUGCUCACCUAGCCUUAACAAUAGCUUGUGAAUAUUUUCUUACUGUAUCUAUAGCUUUUUAUGUAUAGCAGAAACGUUCAGUGUAACAUUACGAUAACCUAUUUUAGAAAAUAGUUACUUGACUGUUUGCGGUUCUGCGUGUAAAGUGAAUGUAGCUUGGAAAUGACAACGUUAGCGUUAGCCUUUAGCUAGUAGCGUCUGCGAUGGACAGUACCGCUUAACUGAGUGAGCGCCGGUGAAUGAAUACACAGUAUUUACGUGUGACAGGUUGUGAGAAGUUUUAAUUUACAUCAUAUUCAGUCAUGGGUACUGGUGCUGAUGUCAGGGAUAUUCUGGAGUUGACUGGAGGAGAUAAUGACGGUCCCAUCAGCAAGAAAGAUAUCAUCAACUCAGACAAGAAAAAAUCCAAGAAGACAACGGAAACGCUGACCUUCAAGAGACCUGAGGGAAUGCACCGAGAAGUCUAUGCUCUGCUCUAUUCAGAUAAAAAAGAUGCACCCCCUUUGCUGCCAAGUGAUACUACGCAGGGCUACAGGACAGUCAAAGCCAAGCUGGGCUGUAAAAAAGUGCGUCCAUGGAAGUGGAUGCCCUUCACCAAUCCAGCUCGCAGAGAUGGGGCUAUUUUCCACCACUGGAGACGUGUGGCAGAGGAGGGCAAGGAUUACCCUUUUGCCCGCUUCAACAAGACAGUGCAGGUACCAGUGUAUUCUGAGCAGGAAUAUCAGAUGCAUUUACAUGACGAUGGCUGGACCAAAGCGGAGACGGACCACCUGUUUGACCUGUGCAAGCGCUUUGACCUGCGCUUCGUAGUUGUCCAUGACCGUUACGACCACCAGCAAUACAGAAAACGUUCUGUGGAGGAUCUGAAAGAACGGUAUUAUAGUAUCUGUGGUAAGCUGACAAAGGUCCGUGCAGCUUCAGGGACAGAGCCCAAGAUCUACAUCUUUGAUGCCGGCCAUGAAAGGCGCCGUAAAGAGCAACUGGACAAGCUCUUUAAUCGCACACCUGAACAAGUGGCAGAAGAGGAAUAUCUUAUUCAGGAGCUGAGGAAGAUUGAGACGAGGAAGAAAGAGCGUGAGAGGAAGGCCCAGGAUCUGCAGAAACUCAUUAAAGCAGCUGACACAACCACAGAGUUAAGACGAGCGGAAAAGAGAGUUUCCAAGAAGAAGCUCCCACAAAAACGAGAAACCGAGAAACCGGCUGUUCCAGAAACAGCAGGCAUCAAGUUCCCAGACUUCAAAUCAGCAGGAGUCGCACUGCGCAGUCAGAGGAUGAAACUGCCGAGCUCGGUAGGCCAGAAGAAGAUCAAGGCCAUUGAGCAGAUUCUGCUUGAGCAAGGAGUGGAUCUCAACCCCAUGCCCACAGAGGAGAUUGUUCAGAUGUUCAAUGAGCUGCGUAGCGACCUGGUGCUGCUGUAUGAGCUGAAGCAGGCCCACAGCAACUGUGAAUACGAACAACAGAUGCUGCGUCAUCGCUAUGAGGCCCUAAUGAAGGCCGGCAGCGGCGGCAUGUUGGGUGGAACUUUAGGGGCCGGACCAGUCGCUGCAACACAGGGGGGAGAACUAAAUGCCACGAACAGCACCACAGCAUCCACCCCAGGGGGUGAAGCUCCAUCCUGGCCCAGUGCAGAUGACAUCAAAGUGGAGGCCAAGGAGCAAAUUAUUGAUGUUGUAGGAGCACCACUUACCCCCAACUCGCGCAAACGGAGAGAGUCGGCAUCCAGCUCGUCUUCAGUGAAAAAGGUGAAGAAGCCUUGACGAGGACAAGAGCACCAGCUGUUACACGGUGGAGGACAUGGGACCGUGUAAGUUACUGUGUUCACAGUGAAGACACAUGUCUUAUGGUGGGACACAGGGGAGCAGGACACCAGUUUGCUUUUCAUUUACGUAGAAGCACCAAUGACUACACACAAACAACUUUUCACCUCCCAACAAGACCUCUCCAAGCCCUCCCCAUCUGGCCUGCCCAGCAUCUGUGUGACAAAGGCAACAACUGAGUGACAUUUCAUUCCAUUACUGCUCGUCUCCCUGCCUCCACCAUCGCUCAGCCUUAGAUGAGGCAAGAUCAACUGUAAAUUGCCAGGCUGAGCUAAUCGGGACAUGGGGAAGAAGGUGGGAGUGACUGGGUAAUUGAAAUGAAUUGGAAUGAAAGAAGAGACUUUGGGAGUGGGAGGACCUCGAGCUGCAAAGCUUAUUUGACCCAUCUGAGGUUUCUUUGGAGCCUAAUCACGCCAUAGUGUUUACUGGAAAUGUGUUUUUGUGUUAGCCUUUAGUACCUCCCGUAGCUCCCCUUGACCCAGUGUGCGUCUCGCUCGCUCUCUGAUAGGCGGUGGUUCCAUCUGCUGCUCGUCCUUCAUGUUGAGCUAGUGAGGCUGAUUUGUGUUGUUUGUCCUCAGGUGACCUUGGAAGAUGCUUUAGUCAAUGAUUCAAUAAACCUCGUUGUUGUGUUUUUUUCUU